Bipolaris oryzae ATCC 44560 is the source of this 1371-nucleotide messenger RNA. RefSeq names its product glycoside hydrolase family 76 protein. The record is from RefSeq and is a predicted model, not a curated record. Gene Ontology annotation, biological process: carbohydrate metabolic process. The transcript has 2 exons. Lineage: Eukaryota; Fungi; Ascomycota; Dothideomycetes; Pleosporales; Pleosporaceae. The coding region runs from base 1 to 1371 and encodes 456 amino acids.
AUGGAAUGUUUGCAAGCCAUACGAAAAAUUUACGCCGGUAUCGACGCUGCCAACCACGGCUACGAAUUACUCCUUAUGCCCAACCCAAGCGAUCCCCACGACAGCGAAAAACACGUCGACCUAGAAUCCCGUGCCAAGCUCGCUCUAUCAGCUCUCCAGACAUGGUACAACGAAACCACAGGCCUCUGGGAAACGACAGGAUGGUGGAAUGCAGCAAAUAUCAUCACGACAUUUGGUGAUUACGCCAAGGCGUUUCCCGAGGAUGCGGACUUGCAGGCUCUAACAAGGGAUAUCUUCUCGAAUGCACUUGCUCGUGCACCAAUCAUGAAUCCUCAACCGGGCUACGAAGAUGAACCAUCAAACAAUACAACUGACAAUCAAGAUGGUUCUAUACAUGUUGAUAGUGGAUAUAUGAAGGAACUUGAUCCGAUAACCUACGAGCCCCGUUGCAAGUUCCCGUCGAAUUGGAAGGACGGGACUAAGAACAUUUCAAGCGCAGAGGCUACACAUCAUACUGAAAGUCCAGACCCACAGGACUGGCUUGACGGCUUCUACGAUGAUGAUCUUUGGUGGGCUCUGGCUUGGAUCAAUGCUUACGAUGUUACCAAGCAUCAACCGUACCUUGACCUUGCCGAAGGCAUCUUUCUCGCAGUAGCAAAGACGUGGGGCACUUAUUGCGGUGGCGGCAUAUACUGGAGCUGGAAGAAGAACUACGUCAACGCAAUCGCAAAUGAGCUUUUCCUCAGCACUGCAGCGCAUCUGGCUAAUCGGGUUGAAGAUAAGAAAGAGGCGUACCUCGAUUGGGCGAUGAAGAGCCAUGACUGGUUCUUCGGCAGCGGAAUGAUCAACAUCAAUGGUACUGUCAACGAUGGUUUAACGGAAGACUGCGAGAACAACAACAAGACGAUCUGGUCAUAUAACCAAGGCGUAAUUCUUGGCGGCCUUGUCGAACUCCAGCGCGCCCACUCUCCCGAUGGGGAUGACUUUCUUGUUGCUGCAUCCCGCAUUGGGGUAGCAGCCAUUGAUGAGCUCAAGUCCUCAGAUGGAGUCAUUCACGACGUUUGUGAGCCAGAAUGUGGUCUUGAUGGUGGGCAAUUCAAGGGCGCCUUUGUGCGAAACUUGGUCCGGCUCAGACAAGCAUUUGGAGACUUCAUGGUUGACGCAAUAAUUCACAUAAAUGGUGAAUCAAUCUGGGAGAAGAACAGGGAGAUGCGUGAGGGGCUUCCUUUCUUCGGUGUGGACUGGGAUGGCCCAUUUGUCAGUCCUGCGGAUGCUAGCUCGCAGAGCAGCGCCAUGGAUGCACUACUUGGUGCUGCAAUCCUGAAUUGGCCGGUCCGUUUGGACAGAUUAAAGAAGUGGUUUGGGGACUGA